Caenorhabditis elegans is the source of this 728-nucleotide messenger RNA. RefSeq names its product Succinate dehydrogenase cytochrome b560 subunit, mitochondrial (gene mev-1). Gene Ontology annotation, cellular component: membrane; mitochondrial inner membrane. The record is from RefSeq and is marked reviewed. NCBI's taxonomy places the organism in Eukaryota, Metazoa, Nematoda, Chromadorea, Rhabditida, Rhabditidae. The transcript has 3 exons. Gene Ontology annotation, molecular function: electron transfer activity. Gene Ontology annotation, biological process: tricarboxylic acid cycle; mitochondrial electron transport, succinate to ubiquinone. Bases 2 to 550 code for a protein of 182 amino acids.
GAUGAUUAACAUUCCAACUGCGAUUCUGUGCCGCUUGGGCGCCAGAUCGUCGAUUUCCCGCUCCUUUGGAACAUCGAUCGUCACCAAGUCCGAGGCAAAGACGCCAAUCCAGAAGUUCGGAUGGGAAUACCUGUUGAAGCAGCGCUCCAAGAAUCGCCCAAUCGCUCCACAUCUCACCGUCUACCAGCCACAAUUGACCUGGAUGCUCUCCGGAUUCCAUAGAAUCAGCGGUUGUGUAAUGGCCGGAACCCUUCUCGUCGGAGGAAUCGGAUUCGCAGUUUUGCCGUUCGAUUUCACCGCUUUUGUGGAUUUCAUCCGUAGCUGGAACUUACCAUGCGCGGUGACCGCUGUCUUCAAGUACAUCAUUGCUUUCCCCAUCAUUUUCCAUACUCUUAACGGAAUUCGCUUCUUAGGAUUCGAUUUGGCUAAGGGAGUCAAUAAUGUUGGACAGAUCUACAAAUCGGGAUAUCUCGUAUCUGGACUUUCGGCUAUUCUUGCUCUCGCCAUUGUCUUCAACUCUUGCCAGAACAAGAGCAACAAGACUGCCUAGGCACAGAUGCUCCGCCUUCUUUUUUCUUACUCCGCCCCAGCCCUCGACAAUUCUCGUCAAUUUACUUUUACCGUUGAUUUCUUCGAUUUUCUCUCUUUUCCGUAGAUUUACCUCUCCUCUUCGUUUUUUUUUCUCUGUCUAGAAUGUAUAUUAUGAUUAUGAAAACGAAUAAAAAUUU